Molecule: messenger RNA, 1272 nt
Organism: Yarrowia lipolytica CLIB122
Lineage: Eukaryota; Fungi; Ascomycota; Dipodascomycetes; Dipodascales
Cellular component (GO): cytosol; cytoplasm
Molecular function (GO): ATP binding; RNA binding; glutamate 5-kinase activity
Source: RefSeq, a predicted model, not a curated record
AUGGCAUCUCUUUACACAAUCGUUAUCAAACUGGGAACCUCGUCCCUCGUCGAUGAGGUCACACGAGAACCCCGAAUCGCCAACAUGUCUCUGUUGGUCGAGACCAUCGUCAAGCUUAAGCGAGACGGCCACAGAGUCAUCAUUGUCUCGUCCGGAGGUAUUGCUGUGGGUCUCAAGCGUCUCGGUAUCACCGAUCGACCCAAGGGUAUCGCCGAGGUCCAGGCUGUUGCAGCCGUCGGACAGGCCCGUCUUAUUGGUCUAUGGGACGAUCUCUUCAGACAGAUGGGUCAGCCCAUUGCACAGAUUCUGCUGACCCGAAACGAUCUGGCCGACCGAACCCAGUACCUCAACGCCACAGCCACUCUCAAUGAGCUGCUGAAUAUGGGUGUUAUCCCCAUUGUCAACGAGAACGACACUUUGUCCGCCUACGAAAUCCGAUUCGGAGAUAAUGACACUCUGUCUGCCAUCACUGCCGGAAUGGCCAACGCCGACUACUUGUUCCUCAUGACUGACGUCGACUGUCUCUACACUGCCAACCCCAGAUCCGACCCCACCGCAAAGCCCAUUCUCAUUGUCGAUGAUAUCUCCUCCCUGAAGGUUGAUGUCAGCUCUACCGGCUCCAACGUCGGAACCGGAGGUAUGACCACCAAGCUGAUUGCAGCUGAGCUGGCCACUUCUGUCGGAACCACCACCGUCAUCUGCAAGUCUUCCGUCCCCGGAAACAUCCGAGCUAUCGUCAAAUACAAUCAGAAGUACGACGUCGAGGCCGACGCCAAGGAGAUUGUCACUCCCGCUUACCAGGCCCAGGAACUGGAGCGACUGGUGGUCGAGGACGUGCCUCUGCACACCAAGUUCAUCGCCGACAAGGAGCCCAUCAAGGAUCGACAGUUCUGGCUGCUGCAUGGUCUCAGUGCCGCUGGAAAGAUUUACAUCGAUGCUGGCUGCUACAAGGCUCUUACACGGAAGAAUCGAGCUGGUAUGCUCCCCGCCGGUCUCCUCGGAACCGUCGGCACCUUCCACACAUCCGAGACCGUGUCUAUCCACGUUGGUCGAAAGCUGGAGGAUGGUGGGUGGAUCCCCCAUCCCGACUUUGCCGAUAUGGAGGUUGGACGAGCUCUUGUCAACUACGGCUCCACUGAAAUGGAGCUCAUCAAGGGCCUGCAGAGUAAUCAGAUCGAGAGUGUUCUUGGAUUCAUGGAUUCCGAAUAUCUUGCAUUCCGAGACAACAUUGCCUUCCUGCCCCAUACUAAUGCCCCCUCCAGUCCUGCUUAG